This is a messenger RNA of Adineta ricciae, 2823 nucleotides long. NCBI's taxonomy places the organism in Eukaryota, Metazoa, Rotifera, Eurotatoria, Adinetida, Adinetidae. The record is from the annotation of a GenBank genome assembly.
AUGGAAAAUAUUGCGUUGACCGAUUCAAACGAUGAUCUGACGAGUGAAGUGGUUGGAGAUCAGAGUUCAUCUCAUUUACCAUCGAGAAUGUUUGCUGAACAACAGCAUGUCACAUCCGAAUUACACGAUGCAGCGAAUACGGAUGUCACAAAAGCACCAUUUGUGACAUCGGCGAAUACACCAUUUAGACCUCUUUUUCCUGCAUUGAAUAAUUCGCCACAAUUACCAUCGAAUGGUUCGCCUUUGUUAUUUCAACAGAAAGGACCUGCUAUUCCCACACCGACGAUGAAUCCACUGCUUCAAUCACCAGCAUCUGUUCCGCCAUUAUCAUCGACAUUGCUUCAACCGACACUUCGUCCACCACUUGCUUCAAGUGCGUUUCAACCACCAACAUCAGCGUUCACACCAUUAAACCCUGCGAAUACACAACUGUCAACAUCAUUGAUUCAACCAAAACUAACUAUUGGAAAUCAGUCAAAUCCACUAAUACAACCAAGUCCAUUUCCACUACCAAGACUACCAACCGUCCAAGGUUCCGAAAUGGCAAACGUUCCACCACCUAUGACGAUACCACCUCCGACACAGGACAUACCAAUCUAUCAGCCGGAUACAGGAUUCCCUCCAUCUGCACCUCCACCGCAAGAUCUAAAUCAUCCAGUACCUCCUCCACUACCACCACCACCACCCUCUCAACCAAUAGGCACAUCAGCAACUAAUCCUUUUAGUGCUCGUGCUUCAUUGACUGAACGAAUCUAUCCAAGUAUGCCAGUGUCUCAAGCUCCACUUCAACCACAGCAAUUACCUCCCCCAAUCAGUUUUCAACAGCAGCAACAACAACAGAAUCCCUUGCCAGUACCAACGAGUACAAUGUUUGUUCCACCACCGCCACCGCCUGCUGCUAACUCAACGAUACCUAAUGUUUAUCCAGGAACUGACCCUAAUACAUAUAAUCUGGCAUAUCAACCACCAGGUGAACCUAGUUUAACACCAUGGUCUAAUUAUCCACCUCAACCAACGGCAGGAUAUGAUCAACUGCAGCAAGACUCAUCUUCUGCUAAUGCUGCUGGUAUCUGGGGUUGGAUUAGUAAUAACAAAAUGUUAGCUACUGUGGUUGAGAAAGCCAAGACUGGAAUUGAAACAGUGAUCACAACGGUUGAUCCUCAAAUGAAACAAUAUAUUCAGCCUGGACAUGAAGUCCAUAUCGUAGUUACUUCAGCAAAAGAUGUGAAACUUACUCCUGUACGUGAUGCAUUUACGCAUGUGUUUGGUCGAGCAACCACUCAAGGCAUUGGUGUUCAAUCCAAUGUUGCUCCACAACCUAUCGGUUUCGAAGCUGGAUUUAAAGGCGCUCAACAACGUAUCGAGAAUCUUCGUCGUCAAAAUGUUGUUCGUCCAGAUCAAUGCGUUGUUUCAAUCGAGAAUUUCAUCGCUGAACUUGUUCCUGAUAUGUAUUUUGAUCUUGGUUAUGUACUUUUAUCUGAUCCUCUGAAUUCUAUCGAAUUACAUCUAUUUACUCAAGCCAUCCCCGUGCCUAUUGAAUAUGUCUAUCAAGCACGUGAUCGCACACCAGCUGACUAUCCAUUGAAAUGGAGUGGCUAUAUGGUGACAGUCGGCGAAGUGCUUCAUUCACAAAUGCCGUUUGUGAAUCCCGAGGAUUGGCAUGAAAUGAUGAGCGGAACAUCGCGACGAGAGAUUAUAUAUGCAACAUGUAAAACACUUGCAUCGCAUAGGUUCAAGCCGGUUAAAUCCGAUCAAUGUGAGACGAACUGUCUCUCACAGGAUGAACUUCAAUGUUUGAACAAGCUCAUCGGAAAUCAAUGUGAUAAUUUAGCAACGGCUGUGGUUCAGAUUUUACAUGAGAAUCAAAAUCGAUGGAGGAAACAAGCGUGUGGAAUUCUAUGCUUCGUGACAGAUUACGAAAAACAUAUUUAUUGUUUUCGUUUAUAUGACCUUCAACUGAAAGAAUCGAUUUAUGAAGCAUUUGUACCGAGUGAUUUACGUCUCAAAUAUAUUGUAGAUGGUUUCUAUACAUUCGAUGGCAUGACAUGCAAAGUCGGCAUUAAUUUCGCUCAACAAUUUAAUGCAGAGGUCUUUUGCAAUCAAUUUCAUGCGAAACAGGAUGCUCGACAGAAAAAAUCAUCCAUAACGACUCACCGAUUGCCAGAACAAAUCGGUUCGACAUUUAAAAGUUGGAUAUUCAAGGGAAGAAAAUCACCGGUAAUAUCUGCCCCUCUUACAUCCACUUUCGUACAUGGUGCACAUAUUGGGCCUGACGGAUCUUAUGUGAAAAAUGAAGCGCAGAGAAAGUUGUUUGAAGAAGUAUUAGCUUGCAUGAAUUUAUCCCAAGAAGAACAAACGUACGUUCGAGAGAAUAUUGAUUCGAAUAAUGGUAUCUUGGAAGAACUCUUCACAAAAAAUUAUAGCACUAUGAAAGCAACUCCCAUUUCAUACCUACCGCCGGUUCCUCCACGGCCUACUUUGACUGUUCCAAAACAUAAUACUGAAGUGCAACGAACGGCACCGACCGUUCAGCCGCCUGCACCUCCACCAAUCUUUCCUUUUACAAAUGUUCCAAUUGUAUCUGCGGAUACAUCAUCUUCAAUAGAAGCAAAACCUAUUUCAAAUGACGCCACGAAUUCAAUUCCAAAAAUUAUAAAACCGGUAGAGACUUCAGCCGCACCAUUUUCGGACCAUAUCGAGCUUGACCCGCGUGAUACGUUGCAGAUGAACAUCCGAGAAAUGCUCAAAGUCCGACGAAUUGGUAUCAUGGGUGACAAGGAUACCACAACCGAUCAAACACCGGAUGAGGAUUCAUCGACUUAG